Molecule: messenger RNA, 3263 nt
Organism: Ziziphus jujuba (common jujube)
Lineage: Eukaryota; Viridiplantae; Streptophyta; Magnoliopsida; Rosales; Rhamnaceae
Product: lon protease homolog 2, peroxisomal
Exons: 17
Coding region: 254-2920 (888 amino acids)
Biological process (GO): protein catabolic process; protein targeting to peroxisome; protein processing
Cellular component (GO): peroxisomal matrix
Molecular function (GO): ATP-dependent peptidase activity; ATP binding; ATP hydrolysis activity
Source: RefSeq, a predicted model, not a curated record
UCCGGAGGAGAGAGAUAAAACGGAGCAAAGGCGUUGCCGUUUUGAAAUUUCUCAUCUCUGCCAUUAAACCAAACGAACCUACCCCGCACAACAUGUACAAAUAAUAUUCACCACCAUUCUUCUUCUUCUUCUUCUUUCCUUGUUCUUGUUCUGUCUCUGACUUAUUUUUGCUUCAGUUUCUGUCACCCGCUUGAUUUCGUUGUUGUUGUCGUUCUCGGUAAUUUUUUAAAUUAUUGUCCUGAGUUGCAAAAAUAUGGCAGAAUCGGUGGAGCUGCCGAGUCGACUCGGUAUCCUUCCGUUCAGGAACAAAGUGCUUUUACCUGGCGCUAUCAUUCGUAUUCGUUGCACUUCACCUAGCAGUGUAAAAUUAGUGGAGCAAGAGUUAUGGCAGCGUGAAGAGAAGGGAUUGAUUGGCAUUCUUCCUGUUCGUGAUGCUGCUGAGACGACAACGGUCGGAACUGUGUUAUCUCAAGGUGUUGGUAGUGAUUCUGGAGAACGAAGCUCGAGAAUUCAAGUUGGUAACUCGGAUCCUCAGAAGGCUGAUGGGAAAAAUCAGCAGGAAGUUAUUCAUUGGCAUACCAGAGGUGUUGCUGCUCGUGCUUUACAUUUGUCAAGAGGAGUGGAGAAGCCUAGUGGGAGGGUUACAUAUAUCGUUGUCCUUGAAGGUUUGUGCAGAUUCAAUGUUCAGGAACUUAGCACAAGAGGAACAUAUUAUACUGCAAGGAUAUCUCCUCUUGAAAUGACAAAGGCUGACAUGGAGCAAGUGGAGCAAGACCCAGAUUUCAUAACGUUGUCUCGCCAGUUCAAAGCCACUGCCAUGGAGCUGAUUUCUGUUCUUGAGCAGAAACAAAAAACGGGAGGAAGAACAAAAGUUCUCCUGGAGACGGUUCCGGUUCACAAAUUGGCAGAUAUUUUUGUUGCUAGCUUUGAGAUAAGUUUUGAGGAGCAACUGUCUAUGUUGGAUUCUGUUGACCUGAAAGUAAGGCUUUCAAAAGCGACUGAGUUAGUUGACAGGCAUUUACAGUCCAUACGUGUAGCAGAGAAGAUUACACAAAAGGUUGAGGGUCAGCUAUCAAAAUCGCAGAAAGAGUUCCUUUUACGACAGCAGAUGAGAGCUAUCAAAGAGGAGCUUGGUGACAAUGAUGAUGAUGAAGACGAUGUAGCUACCUUGGAAAGGAAAAUGCAAAGUGCUGGAAUGCCUUCAACUAUCUGGAAGCAUGCACAGAGGGAGUUAAGGAGGCUUAAAAAGAUGCAACCUCAGCAGCCUGGAUAUAAUAGUUCACGUGUUUACUUGGAGCUUCUUGCUGAUCUUCCAUGGCAGAAGACCAGUGAAGAACUUGAAUUGGACCUGAAAGCUGCAAAAGAACAACUUGAUAGUGAUCACUAUGGAUUGGUCAAAGUGAAGCAACGGAUAAUAGAAUAUUUGGCAGUUCGCAAGCUCAAACCAGAUGCCAGAGGCCCUGUGUUGUGCUUUGUUGGCCCACCAGGUGUUGGGAAAACAUCUUUAGCUUCAUCUAUUGCCACUGCUUUGGGCAGAAAAUUCAUACGCAUAUCUCUUGGCGGUGUUAAGGAUGAGGCUGAUAUUAGAGGGCAUAGGAGGACAUACAUUGGAAGCAUGCCGGGGAGACUUAUUGAUGGAUUAAAGAGAAUAGGAGUUUGCAAUCCAGUCAUGCUGCUGGAUGAAAUUGACAAGACCGGUUCUGAUGUGCGUGGUGAUCCAGCCUCGGCUUUACUGGAGGUUCUUGACCCAGAACAAAAUAAAACAUUCAAUGAUCACUAUUUAAAUGUUCCAUUCGAUCUUUCAAGGGUGGUUUUUGUGGCAACUGCAAAUAGGGUGCAGCCUAUUCCUCCACCACUCUUAGACAGGAUGGAAGUCAUUGAACUGCCUGGAUAUACACCUGAAGAAAAGCUGAAGAUAGCUAUGGGCCAUUUACUCCCACGAGUUCUUGAGCAGCAUGGAUUGAAUUCUGAGUUUCUCCAAAUUCCAGAGGCUAUGGUGAAACUAGUAAUUCAGAGAUACACCAGGGAGGCUGGUGUACGUAAUCUGGAAAGGAACUUAGCUGCUUUGGCACGUGCAGCAGCUGUUAGAGUUGCAGAGCAAGAACAAGCUGUCCCACUGAGCAGAGAGGUGCAUCGGUUUGCUUCACCACUUGUGGAAAACAGACUUGCUGAUGGAGCUGAGGUAGAAAUGGAGGUUAUUCCAAUGGAUGUAAAUAAUCAUGAGAUAUCAAACACAUUCAAGAUCGCCUCGCCAUUGAUUGUGGAUGAAGCUAUGCUGGAGAAAGUACUAGGGCCUCCGAGGUUUGAUGAUACAGAAGCUGCAGAAAGAGUUGCAACGCCUGGAGUAUCUGUUGGUCUUGUUUGGACUACUUUUGGUGGUGAGGUCCAGUUUGUGGAAGCUACAGCCAUGGUAGGAAAGGGUGAAUUGCAUCUUACAGGUCAACUUGGUGAUGUUAUAAAAGAAUCAGCACAAAUAGCGUUAACAUGGGUUAGAGCCAGGGCAACUGAUCUUAGGUUGGCAGCUGCUGAGGAAAUCAAUCUCUUGGAGGGCCGGGAUAUUCAUAUACAUUUUCCUGCUGGUGCUGUACCCAAGGAUGGGCCAUCAGCAGGUGUGACUCUGGUAACUGCACUGGUUUCAUUGUUCAGCCAGAAAAGAGUAAGAGCCGAUACUGCAAUGACUGGAGAAAUGACUUUGAGGGGUCUCAUACUACCUGUCGGUGGCAUCAAGGAUAAGAUAUUGGCAGCGCAUCGUUGUGGCAUCAAAAGGGUUAUCCUGCCGGAGAGAAACUUGAAGGACUUGGUCGAAGUACCACCACCUGUUCUAGGCAGUCUGGAGAUUCUACUUGCAAAGAGAAUGGAAGAUGUAUUGGAGCAAGCUUUCGAAGGUGGAUGUCCAUGGCGUCAACACUCGAAGUUAUGACGGGACGUUAAACUUAUCGAAAACACUUGUAGAAUUGGUCUGUUGGUUAAAAAUGCCUUAAACUGGUUGACAACAUCCAUAUUGGGAUAUAGCUUCAAAAUGUAACUGUUGAGAAGCUGCCCUUCACCGUUUGAAGACGGAAGCCGUUGGACAUGAUAGCAUCAUAUGCUCCAUCAACUUUUCUUUAUGAGAAUUUUGGAUGGAAAUAUUUGGUAUAAUAUGUCACAGAAAAUCAUUCCCUUUCUGUCUUCGUUGUUGUCAUAUUUUUGUUUCUGUAAUUAUGAAUUAUUUCUCUAUGUGUAUAAAUUAUUCAUUUGAGCAAGGAAUUCCUUUUGAAUGCCUA